AUGCAGCGCCUCAGGGAAGGUAUUCACAUACGCACCAUGAAGGCAAAGAGGAAAGUGGAGGAAAUUUCCAAAGAGGAUGUCCAGGCUUUCCUCAAGAAGAAUGCCUUUGUGCUCUUUACAGUUGGGGCAGUUAUUGUAGGUAUUGCUCUGGGAUUCACACUGCGGCCAUAUAAAAUGACAUAUCGAGAAGUGAAGUACUUCUCCUUCCCCGGUGAGCUCUUAAUGAGAAUGCUUCAGAUGCUUGUUCUCCCCUUACUGAUCUCCAGUCUAAUAACAGGAAUGGCAGCCCUGGACAGUAAAGCCUCAGGAAAGAUGGGAAUGAGAGCCGUGAUUUACUACAUGACCACGACCUUUAUCGCAGUUUUCGUUGGUAUCAUAAUCGUCCUUAUCAUCCACCCUGGAAAAGGAUCAAAAGAUGAGUUUGGAAAGCAGCAGACGAUAGAGCAAGUCAGUCCUGCUGAUGCCUUCUUAGAUCUGAUCAGAAAUAUGUUCCCACCAAAUUUGGUCCAGGCCUGCACACAGCAGUUCAAAACCAAAUAUGGAAAGCGAGUAGUCCAUGUGACUAUGACAGUGAAUGACACCCUCUUCAAUUCAACCAAUGGCACCCAGGAGGUCAUGGAGAUCACCCGGGAGGAAGUGAUCCCAGUGGCAGGUCAGGUGAACGGUGUCAAUGCUCUCGGGCUGGUGGUCUUCUCCAUGUGCUUUGGUCUAAUAAUUGGCAACAUGAAGGAGCAGGGCCAGCUCCUGAGGGAUUUCUUUGACAGUCUCAAUGAAGCUAUCAUGCGCCUAGUUGCCAUCAUCAUGUGGUAUGCUCCUGUUGGUAUUCUGUUCCUGAUUGCAGGAAAGAUUGUGGAGAUGGAUGAUCUGACACAGAUGGGUGGCCAGUUGGGCAUGUAUACCAUCACAGUUAUCAUUGGUUUACUGAUUCAUGCUGUUCUUAUUCUUCCCACUCUAUAUUUUGCCAUCACUCGGCAAAACCCUUUUAUCUUCAUUGCUGGGCUCCUGCAAGCUCUAGUAACAGCCCUGGGGACCUCCUCCAGCUCAGCCACCCUCCCUGUCACCUUUAAAUGUCUGGAGGAAAACAACAGAAUUGACAAGCGAAUCACGCGUUUUGUUCUGCCUGUUGGUGCCACCAUUAACAUGGAUGGAACGGCUCUGUAUGAGGCACUGGCAGCCAUCUUUAUUGCCCAGGUCAACAAUAUGGAGAUGAACUUUGGUCAGAUCAUCACCAUCAGUAUUACAGCAACUGCAGCCAGUAUUGGAGCUGCUGGCAUUCCUCAGGCAGGCCUGGUAACCAUGGUGAUUGUUCUGACCUCUGUUGGACUUCCUACUGAUGACAUCACUCUCAUCAUUGCAGUUGACUGGUUCCUGGACCGUCUGCGUACCACGACCAAUGUUUUGGGGGACUCAAUUGGAGCCGGCAUUGUGGAGUUUCUGUCUAGACAUGAGCUCCGCAGCAAAGAUGUGGAGAUGGGAAACUCUGUACUGGAGGAGAAAGAGAGGAAGAAACCUUACAAGCUCAUUUCCCAGGAUAGUGAUUUUGAAAAUGACAAACGCGCUCACCUUGAAUCAAACAUGUAGUUCAGCCUUCAACAUAUUGCUGCAUCUGUUAACUUCUACAAAUACUUACAGCUGGUUCUGUUUUGACGAGUAGGGACCUAAUUAUGAGAUGGUGUCAUCAACCAUAGUUUUACUGUCAUAAUUUCACAUUUUGGAUUUGUUAACAUUCCUUAAUUGUCAUGUCCAGCAAGCUAAUUUCUUACAUUCCUAUUUAAUCUAAAAUUACAAAGAUGAACAUCCUUUAAUAUAUGCACCCAUCAUUUGUUUAAAAUAGGAGCAAUAGUUUCUGUUGUGAAUAUUUAUAAUUGUUUAUAAUUGAGUAUUUUAACUUUGCAUUACCCUCAAGCAGAAGCUGAGCUGAAAGUAGGUUUUGAUUAGUGAAGAUGAAGAACUUAAAGACUGAAGUAAAAAAGGUGUUUGGAAUGUCAUUGUAGUUGCAUUCCUAAUUAAUGAUAUCAACAACUCAGUUCUCAGUGGUCAAAAGUUUAGUUAUUUAUAUCAAGAAUGUAAUUCUUAUGGUGCAAAUUUUCAUUGUUGAUAUCUGCAGUUUCAUUACAUUACAGAAUUCACCAACAGAAUUCUAGAUAUUUAAAAUUCAGGUCUGACUAGUCAACAUUUAAUUACAGAUAUGUCUGCUUGAAUUCCAACUGAAAAGAAUAUAUAUGCAAUAAUUGAUAUUAGUUACAAUCCUUUUUCAACAUGUGAUUGUUAUUCUUACUAGUGAAAAAGGAAUUGCUAAUAUCUAUAAUUAUUUAAAGAUAUUCGUGAAUCGGUUUUGACAGGUAAAAAAGUUAUUUUUA
Molecule: messenger RNA, 2360 nt
Organism: Scatophagus argus
Lineage: Eukaryota; Metazoa; Chordata; Actinopteri; Scatophagidae
Product: excitatory amino acid transporter 1-like
Exons: 9
Coding region: 1-1581 (526 amino acids)
Biological process (GO): D-aspartate import across plasma membrane; L-aspartate import across plasma membrane; L-glutamate import across plasma membrane
Cellular component (GO): plasma membrane
Molecular function (GO): glutamate:sodium symporter activity; L-glutamate transmembrane transporter activity; neutral L-amino acid transmembrane transporter activity
Source: RefSeq, a predicted model, not a curated record